Messenger RNA from Coniophora puteana RWD-64-598 SS2, 2310 nucleotides. RefSeq lists its product as uncharacterized. The record is from RefSeq and is a predicted model, not a curated record. The transcript is spliced from 6 exons. Lineage: Eukaryota; Fungi; Basidiomycota; Agaricomycetes; Boletales; Coniophoraceae. The annotation marks the transcript as partial.
CUAUCUACAUGUGGAUGCCAAACGGCUCCCCUGCAAUUAGUUCGCCUUGGUAUGUUCCCCAAUACUCCUUCAAAGCCUACACUGGCCAUCGACUUCCGUGUGUUAUCCCUCGCUUCAAACUUGUUCAAGCGCCUCACACCAAAUUCCACGGCCUGGUGUGAGGCCUUGGAUGACUUUUUCAAGCAAAUGCGAUAUCAAUUCGCAACGGACGAUCCCUUGCGCAGAUGGUUUGCCAUGGCCAUCCAUUGGUUUGCGGUGUUGCGGCUCGCCGUAGAGUCCCAUGUCGACAGGGUCAUUGAAUGCGCUCAGCCUGCUCGAAUGUCCACACCGGUGGCCGGUACCAGUUCCGAGGAUGCAGUUCCCCUCGAUACGUCUCCCGUUAUCGCUUCUCAUUCUUACUCCCGAACGCAGGUGUCGCCUUACCUGCAGUCCCGGUGCGCAUUAUGUUUCCCCGAAACGUUCAGCCAUUCGACGUCAAGCCCGGAUGUGAUUGUAUGCCUAGACGCGUGCUUCACGCAGAAGCGCGCCAACAACACUCGCCAGGCGGCCGGCGAAGAUCCGCCAAAUCCUACAGCCUCUUUUUUUGUUCCCGAAUGUGUCGUCAAAGAAAUACAAGAGUGGGUUGCCCAGCAACGGGAACCGAGAACUGGAACUCGAGGGCGCCAGCACGAAGACGAUGACAACAUCGAGGCUGGGAUGAAGGUGCCCGCAUCGAGUCUGGAAGCAUGCGGUUCCUCUUUCAAGGCAGCGGAUGAAACACGCGAGAAAGCGAGCACUUGUUUUUUCGCUGACACUGGCCUGAUGGCACUUGUUUGCAGACAUGAUCGUGUCCUCUGGUUCUGCAACAUGACGUCUGCCGGUGAGAGGCAGUACUAUGCGUUGGCGCUCUUAGAAAUGCUCCUCCGCCACGUUCCCGGAACAACGAGAGUUGGGCUGUUGUACGACAUUGCCUGUCAGCUGGAACGCAGCGCCCGCAAAUGGGGACUCCUGUCGGACGAAGUGCUUGCUCGAAUGGAGUUUGGUGUCUCGGUGUUUCACGCGUAUGGGCACCAAUGGCCAUGUCAAGUGGUGUACCACCCUUGUAAGCGUAUAGGAUUUGGACUAUCCGAUGGUGAAGGCUGUGAGCGUCUGUGGAGCGCUCUUCGAUUUUUGAUCUCGAUCUUAAGGGUUUCCGGUAUGCAUCAACGUCGUUUUGUGUUAGACGAUCAGGUGCGGUUUCUUGACGCUAAGGCAAUGAUAAGCAGUGGGACAUGGCUUCGCAACAAGUGGAAGGGGUGUCAGGAGAAGAAAACAGUGGCCUUGGACGUUCUGAGGGAAUGUGCAACACCGGUUGGGGUGUUGCGAGGCGAGUGGAACUCUCAGGUUUUGUCCCAGACUCGCCCCUACCCCGUGCGCGCGUACCUUGCCCGCGUGGAUGCCGCAGUUGCAAGGGCGCUAGAACUGGAAAAGACUAUGAACGCGCGUGGCACUCAGGUCACCCAUCUCGAACAGCAAUUACGUGCAGGGUUAAACUCGGACGUAUUGGAUAUCGGUGUCAUGCUCAAGGAUGCUCGCGAGUCCCACAAGUUGGCAAUCGCGGCGCUUCAGCAAUGCCUCGGCACCAUGGGUGCUCCAGCUCGUCGACGACUGCAACAACGUAAACUGGAUGUGUACAUGCAAGUGAGAAUAGAGGCGCUCUCUGCUUUGACGCGUAUCCGAGAACGAGCACGCGGUCGAAAGUUCCAGCUCGAGCGCAUGAAGGACUCAUACCGGUCAUCGGCGAAUGUACCUGCAGAAAAUCACUUAAUGACCCACAUUGAGUCAUCCGUAAAGAGGGGCGAGCCAUCAUUGAAACGGCUGGUGGAUCGUUAUAAUCAGCUCUGCAUGGACAUCAGGAGUCUGAUAUCAAAGCGAAGGGCUCCUGCCCGUGCUGUGGUCCCACCCCUUAUUACGGCGCAGCAAGUGUUCAAUCUAGAUGUCGACAAUGACAUAUGGCAAAACACCGGCCUCGAUGAUUCUUCGUUGGCACCUCCGGCUUGGCUCUCCAACGAUAGUGUGCGCAGAGGAAUUCGAGCAAUGCUUGAGGUCGACCGCUGCAACGAGGAAGAGGCUCGCCUCCUGGUUGAGCGUUGUCGACUUCAGGACUGGAUCAAAGAACAGUGGCAACAUCUCAAGCGCGCUGAAGCAGGCACUGGUGCGAAUGAGGUCUAUUUCAUAACUCGUAGAAAGGAGCACGUCGCUCGUUUGUAUACCGAGUGGGAGCCGUUGGUGCGAGAUAUACCAUGCGAUGAGGGUAGUUCAUGGGGGCUGGAUCCAGGAGAAGUCAGGGAC